Molecule: messenger RNA, 708 nt
Organism: Juglans regia (Persian walnut)
Lineage: Eukaryota; Viridiplantae; Streptophyta; Magnoliopsida; Fagales; Juglandaceae
Product: pyridoxal 5'-phosphate synthase-like subunit PDX1.2
Exons: 1
Coding region: 1-708 (235 amino acids)
Biological process (GO): amino acid metabolic process; pyridoxine biosynthetic process; pyridoxal 5'-phosphate biosynthetic process
Molecular function (GO): amine-lyase activity
Source: RefSeq, a predicted model, not a curated record
AUGGCUAAAGACGGCGUCGUCACGGUCUACAACAGCAGCGCCAUCACUGACUCCAAGAAGAACCCAUUUUCGCUCAAAGCUGGACUAACCCAGAUGCUGCACGGCAAGGCUAUUCUCGAAGUCACAAACGCAGAUCAAGCCAAGAUUGCCGAAGAAGCCGGCACUUGCUGUCUUAUUGUAUUGGAGCCCCUCCACCGAGAUAUUUCCCGCAUGCCCGACCCGUCCCUAAUCAAGGAAAUCAAAUGCACUGUCUCAAUCCCUGUAAUGGCCAGAGCCCAUGUCGGUCAUUUCGUUGAAGCCCAGAUCCUCGAAUCCAUCAGGGUCGAUUACAUCGACGAGAGUGAAGCUCUUGCUCUUGCAGACGAGGAAAACUUCAUUAACAAGCAUAACUUUCGCUACCCAUUUGUUUGUGGAUGUCAGAAUCUUGGGGAAGUGUUAAGGAGAAUAAGAGAAGGGGCAGCGAUGAUUAGGACUCAAGGGGAUUUAUCAGGAUUUGGAAAUAUAGCAAAGACUGUGAAGAACUUGAGAACAAUAAUGGGUGAGGUAAGAAUUUUGAAUAACAUGGAUGAAGAUGAAGUAUUCGCCUUUUCAAAGAAGAUAACGUCGCCGUAUGAUCUCGUGGCGCAAACCAAGCUAUUAGGCACUAUAAUGAUCCACAUGUGCUGGUGGAGACUAGCUGCGGGUUGGAGGAUAGCAUGGCUGGUUUGA